Molecule: messenger RNA, 42609 nt
Organism: Coregonus sp. 'balchen'
Lineage: Eukaryota; Metazoa; Chordata; Actinopteri; Salmoniformes; Salmonidae
Source: the annotation of a GenBank genome assembly
AUGCAUCCCUCCUCUCAGUGGACUGUACCAGCAGUGAUCUCCUUCUCCCCCACCAGGAUGUCUUUCAGGGAGAAGGGGGUUGAGGCGUACUUGGUUUUCUUCCAGAAGUGUCUUUUCCUCUUCCUGGUGACCAGGCUGAGGGGUUGGUAGCGGUCAGCCUCACUCAGGCUCGGUACGGGGAUCAGCCGACCUGUGUCUCCCACCUGCUUCACAAAGUUCUUAGUCGCCGCAGCGAACAUACCGGUGACCAAGAAAGAGCACACGGGUGCAGCAGUCACUGCUGGACAUGCAUGGCAGCAACAGGUGUGCUGUAAGAGUCCACUGUCCAGGCAGGUGUCAAUCCUUUAGUUUACAGUAUUAAAGAUGUUUCUUCUUCUCUUUUCUUCUCUUUGGUGAGUUCACAUUGGGAAGUUCUGCACAGGUGGACAGUAGUUCUGAACAGAUGUCUUCCAAACAGCUAAAGUCGUUCAGCUGUGAACCUUAUGGCUCAGGGCUAAUGAAUAAUGGAGACACCAUGUAAGGGGAUAUGGGGACAAGCUGUCCCAUAACGUGAUUGGACAGGUAUUUGCCUUCAUUCUUCCUGUCAUGUGACCAGUGAGCUCACCAAUGGGUUAUGCAGUACUUCCUGGGCUACUCUGUCUUUGAGGUCCUAGAUGUCUAUCAAUAACGCUGCCCUACGCUCUGAAAAGAGAUAUCAGUGUAAGUGAGGUAUCAAUAGUUUAAUUGUAGCUGGUUAGGGAAUCUGAUCACUUUUAAUUGGAUCAGGGUUACACACCUUAAAGGAAAACUCCACCCAAAAGCUAUCUAUUGGUAUAGUCCCAAAUGUUGUUGAUAUAGUCCCAAAAUGGAUUGCAUGUUAGCAAUCAAGUUUUCAAGAUAUUUAACUUUCAUAAUACAGAAAUACAGCUGGUAUGAUACAUUUUGCAUCAUAUGAUGCUGCGUUUUGCAUCAUAUGAUGCAAAAUGCAUCAUACCGGCUUUAUUUCUGUAUUAUGAAAGUUAUAUAUCUUGAAAGCUUGAUUGCUGACAUGCAACACAUUUUGGGACUAUAUCAACAAUGGUCUAAUUAAACAAAUACCAAAAGAUGGUUUUUGGGUGAAAUUGUCCUUUAAUGUGUGUUGUACUCUACCUGUACCCACCCAGACCUUUGUAUGCCAUAGCAUUCAGCUCACCACAAAAACAACAAUCAGCAUGCAGUCUCUGGGAUUUGACUCAACAUGACCCUUUCCUUUCUUAGUAGCAUGUGAAACAUCUGGACCCUGUGUUGUCAACUAUCAUGACAAAUAACAAAAAGAGUGGUGGUCUUUGUGGUGUCUAUGUUCAAAUGUACUUUUCUUGUGCUUGUGGUUGUGUCUGGUACCAAUAAUAGACUAGUCUACAUGUUAGAGGGAGUUUAAUACUUCUAGACCAAGGCUUUCCCCACCCAAAGAUCAUACAGGAUAUGUUAUAUUAUGACCUUGCGUUGCCUCCCUUGUAAUUUAGCUGUUUGGCUAGGAAAUUAAACGUAAUGUCGUUUAUUUAUAAGAUACUUUUAAAAAAGUGGGAAAUGGGUGUGGUUUCCACAGUGUAAACUAUGUCUGUAUUCACACGGGUCCAUUAACACUCAUAAUGAUUACCCAGGUAGGUUAUUAUAGGGAUAAGACUAGCAGGACAAAAAUACAUAUUACUGUGCAAAUGGCCAUAUGGGAACAUGGCAUGAAUACACUUCUAUGAAGGCCUUCACAAUUUCAAGUUAAUGCAGAGAAACGACUGGGGAGCCUUUUUUGUGAAGCUGGUGAGCGUUAAUCAGUAACUGAUUAUAUUUUUAAAGUAAUCUGCCCAAUGCUGGCUGUCUGAGACUGAGAGCACAGGCAAAAAGGAAGAAAAUUAGAGGUUAGACAACCCUUAAAAAAAGAGAGUGAGAGAGAGGCGAGAGGGAGAGAGAGAGAAGUAGAGAGAGAGAGGGAGAGAGAGAGUAGAGAGAGAGAGAGAGAGAGAGAGAGGUGAGAAAGAGAGAGAGAAGUAGAGAGAGAGAAGUAGAGAGAGAGAGAGAGAGAAGUAGAGUGAGAGAGAGAGAAGAGAGAGAGAGAAAGUUUCUCAAAAGGCAGUUGUCUUCUCCUCUCAAGGCUACUUGGAUAUUACUGGAUGGUACUGUGUACUGCAACGCUAGCCUAGCUCCCUCGUCCUCCUCUCCUCUCGUCCUCCUGUCUGCCCUGUAUGUGUGUUCGGAAGGUGCCUGUCUCAGGUGCAGACAUGGCCACCUCUGUGCACUCCAGGAUUAUUCUAUGUCUGGCUAUAUCUUUGGUUCCGGUAUUGGCAGUGGCCAGCCAGGAUGUCAAGCUAGGUGAGUGGACGGGGCUGCACUACAUGACUUAUGGUCUGACUGACUGAAGAUUGUGUUGAUUGCUCUGGCUUGAACUGGUGAUAUGAAUUGCUUAUGUGUUUAACUUUUUGUUCUACAUUUUUUUUAUUGAUUGAUAGAAUGUAUUAAAUAAUUAGAAGUAGUAGGCUGCUCGAGCCGCAGACAACAUUACAGACAUAAACAUUAUCGAAGAUAAAAACACAAUAAAGCCUGAAGGCUUUUUUACAUUGAGUACCACAGUAUGAGUCAUAAAACCCGUAAAUGGUUCCAAUCAUUUUAUCACCAUUCAUUUUUCCAUCUGGGAUUUUAGAACUGCUUCAUAUAAGGUCUGUGUUUCAUGUAGGCUUACCCUGGCGUGACGUUUUGAUAGCCGCGCAAAUCUCUCUUGGACAAGGUGACUUUUAUCAAUAAUUAUCAUUGUGAAUUUUGUUGAGUAAAUUCAGGCGAAUAUUUUGAUAAAACUCACCUUGUCCGGGAGAGAAUUACAUGGCUAUCAAAACGUCACGCCAAGGUAAGCCGACACCAAACACACAAUUAAUUUGCAUUUUUUGUAGAAUUCACGAUGUGAAAAAUGAAUGGCGGAAAAACCAUUGGAACCAUAUCCGUGUUUUUAUGGGUAUUAUAUGAUGCGUCCACUGUGGAGGACUAUUGUGGUCCAGGUAGAUGGCCGGUAGAUGGCAGGUAGAUGGCAGGUAGAUGGCAGGUAGAUGGCAGGUAGAUGGCAGGUAGAUGGCAGGUAGAUGGCAGGUAGAUGGCAGGUAGAUGGCAGGUGGGAAAGAUUGACACAUCACACCCAAUGCAAUUUAAAAACAACAACAGUAUAAUCAUUUACUACUAUAUCAACCUUAUCAACAGCACAGAGGUGCCUGUUUAGGAGUCGCCUCGUCAAAGAAUACCCCUAAUCACACUGACAGAUAUUUUUUAAAGCUAUUAAAGCUAUUCAUCUUAAAGCUAUUCUCUGAAGACAGAGUUUUCAGGUAGCUUGGUAACCUGUUCCACAGAACUGCAACAGAGUACAGGAAUUACUUUUUUCCCAUGGAGCUCUUGAGUCUACACGGAACAAAGUUAGUGAAGGUCCCUCUGGGAACAAAGGAUUCCCUCUGGGAACAAAGGACUAGGGUUGAAAAGCCACCGGUAAUAUACCAAAUUUACCGGAAUCUUUUGUUUUGAUUUGUUUAACACUUUUUUGGUUACUACAUGAUUCCAUAUGUGUUAUUUCAUAGUUUUGAUGUCUUCACUAUUAUUCUACAAUGUAGAAAAUAGUACAAAUAAAGACAAACCCUUGAAUGAGUAGGUGUGUCCAAACUUUUGACUGGUACUGUAUACUGUAUAUAUUUCACAUGUGAUAAGUCCACACAGAGGGCCAGAGAGUCUGAAGUACCCAACAAGGCCACUAGAUGUCAUCUGAUAAAAUUCCAUAUAUUCCUUGAAAGUUACCAAAAUUCUGGUAGUUUACUGGUAAAGUACUCGAAAGUUUCGAGUAAUAUACCCUACCUUUGCAACCCUUCUCAGGAUAGAUCAAGCAUGACAAUGAGAUGAUGCAACACUUUUAUGCUUUUUAUACUUUUAUGGAGCCUUUUUGAACAUCUAUAGGUGUUGUAUAUACAAUAUUCAUACUUUUUUGUUUUAAGUUUGUGUUUAGUUUACAGGCCUCAAUAUCACAAUUAUUUUCUCACAGUGAAACGUAAAGUACUAAAAUGGGUAAUUUCUUUACAGCAGGAAGUGGUAUGUUUUAUAAGCACCAUCAUACCUCUCACCCCACAGCAUGUUUAGUCCAGUUUACAGGCGUCUCUAGACCACGUUGGCCUUGCCCUCAACAUCACUCCCCAAAACUGAGCUAAACCAAAUAAACACUUUUAAUGGGUGCUAUUUUCUCAUUGCUCAUAUUGUAGCUUUUUACAAGUAAGUAAAUAAAGUGUUCAAAUAACACUAAUGGGAUCUCUCAGAAAUGCUGUCUGGAUACAAACAUCAAUACAUGGAUAGAAUACAUAUUUUUAUUUUGUUUUUACCAGGCAUGUCAGUUAGGAACACAUUCUUAUUUACAAUAAGCCCUGGCAACAAUUUUUGCAUACAACGAAAAUACAUCCCUCUUAGACAGACUACGUGCUAAAGUGGUGUUGUUUGUAUGACUGGCUGGCUGGCUGGCUGGCUGGCUGGCUGGAAGGGCUAUUUCAGUGCAAGGCUGAGGCAGAAUGAAGGGUUGUAGAGUGCCAUGGUCAUAAUGAUGUUGGGAUGGACCAAAACAGGCCACUGAUUUUGGUCAGUGGUUUGGCCAGAGAGCGACCGGACACGCCCAGUGAAAUGAUGCAUGCUGGGUAUGAAUAUGCUUCAUACUGUCGGCAUCCACAAAGCCCAUAUCACUUUAGAAGUAUACUGUCUUCGAACAGGGAAGAAUGUAAGUUACUGAUAUGGUGAACAAAACAUAUUCUUGAGUCUGGUUUCUCCCAAGGAUUAUUUUCCUUGCCACUUUUGUAUGUGCUUGUGUAGCGUGGGUCAAUCAAGUGAUAAGUAGGCCUAACCUUGCCUGCCACCUGGGCCCAGUUUUUCUAAAGUUAUCUGUCCGGAUGUCGUCUAUCGAUAAGAUGAAAUGCAUAGAAACAGAAUGAAUAGAACGGGAGUCCCCAUUCAAGUCAAUGAUUCGUCCAUUCUUUCAUUCUAUAUCUAGGUAUUUAAUCCUAUCCGAUAGGUGAAAUCCAGAUAGAUAACCUUUGAAAAACUGGGCCGCUGAUGACUUGUGUUAGCUCCCCAAGCUGAUGCCUAGGCUUUAGCUCAGUGGGUUGAAGCAGACUUGUUGCAGGCAGGUAACCUGAGUUCAAACCCAGUAGGUCACACUUGCUGCUCGGGGGUUUAGGCCCAUGUUGCUGUAGAAAACGUCUUAUUGUAAAAAGUCUCAUAAUAAUGGCCGGAAAUAAUGGAAUGGUGUCAAACCCCUGGAAACCAUGUGUUUGAUGUAUUUGAUACCGUUCCACUGAUUCCGCUCCAGUCGUUACCACAAACCCAUUCUCCCCAAUUAAGGUGCCACCAGCCUCCUGUGGUGUAUUGUUUGAGCAGAUUAACGCUACACUGAAAAAGACAAGAAAACCAUACUUUCUAAAAUAUUCCCCAAUGUUAUUUGGCUGUAAAACAGUAUACUAUUGGACAAUGUUUUAUAAUGCUUGAUAAUAUAACACCACGAUCACUUUCACCUGACUUCACAGCUGAGCAGUAAAGUGUCAUAUAGGUCAGUGUGAUGUACGGAAAAUUAUGGCAGGCGGCCAUAUUGGAUAAUUAACUCAAGUGGAACGGUGUUAUGGUCCAUGUGCAAACCACAAAUGGAUUCAAUUUACAGUCACCACAGGCCUCACUUUUAUAGUGAUCAAAACGCUGAACAUAAUGGAUUUAAUAAUAACACCCUGGUUGGUGAAGUAAAUAUACAAAUGAUUGAUUAAUGUACACUAUUCACUUGGGUACAGCUGACUUAACUUAAUAACGUUAUAACAUUUUGGAAAUGGAAGUUGGUCCAUAUGAUGAAGCGUUUUGAUUCCAUGGCUGUGGAGUUAGCUGGGUGGGGCCUCUCAUGGCUGGGUUAGAAAUACAGACCAGCCACAGACACAUGCUAAGCUUAACCUAUAAUAUAGGCCGCUGUGGUUUUCCCUGAAAUAACUCCUGCUUUUGAAAAGUAGCUUCUCUCUUGGGGAGAGGCUCGCCCACAUAAUGAGUACUUAGAAGUUAAGUCUAUCAUAUAAAACUGGCUAAGUUUAUAAAAAGUGAAAUGCCGCGAUGAUAUUACAUAUAGUACUGCAGCAGGUGGUCAGGGUUUCCCCUAGUUUCACUCUCUUUAGUUCCAACAGAGGCCCCACCAACCCGCCUAGAUAAUGGCAUGGAAAAUGCUUGGGUUGUUUCUUGCUUCCUGGCAACAUCUGUAUUGGAGUGAUGUUUCCCUGAUUCACAGAUUAAUUGUGAAAAGAGCUUCUGUUCCGUGUCAUCGACUGUGCUGUGGAACAUCUUCUUAUUAUCUCCAGUGAACUUUAGUCUUCGGGAUCUCAUUGAAGUGGGAUGGGGAAAUGUAGAUGCCUAUUUAUAAAAAUAACAUCAAGCCCAGAACCUGAAAGGACAGUCUGAUUUCUUAGUCUAUAUUACUGGGUUUGACUUACAUGACGUCAGUGUCUUGCUCAGUACUUAUGUCGACUAUAUUUAGAUGUAGGCCUAGAAUUUACAACUUUGAAUGAUAAGUGUGGAGAUGUGAAACAAGUAACAUAAUGAUUUAUAAAGGCAAGCUUCCUAUUUUGUCAUAGAAAUUUGCGAAAUUGCUCUUAUGAUGAGCAAUCACCCUACACAACUACAUCCUUGGUAUAUGAGCUUCUUCCAAGAUUCAUAAUUACACAUUGGAGGAAAAACAUUUAACUUCACAAUUUGACAAUGAGGAGCUUCACUGAAAAUAAUAGUUAUGUGGAGCUGAUGCACCAAGCUACAUAAAGAGUAGGUCAUCACAUUCUAUCCUGGGGACAAUCUAAGAUGGUCCUUCUCUCUCUAACCGUGUUAAUGUGUUACAUUCUUCAUAAAAACCCUAAACUGAACGUUUCACACAAUGCCGAGUUUGUGGCAAGUGAGCUGUACUUGAUUUAACAGGGGAAAACAAAGAAUUUCAGACGUGUACUUAAACACAAUGACACCAACACCACAUUGUCCACAUUAUAGUAAAUGUGAGAUUGUCCCACUCUGGGACGGUGUUCUCUCUCUUCUGUCUGCCACCUAGUGGACAUAGAAUAAACACACAAAACGUACAAUACUAAUCAUUUAGUCACAUGGACACUCAUCAGGUCACAUGGUCAUUAAAAACUCUCUUCCCUAAUCAGGCCUGCUAAACAACCCCUUGAUUCUAUUGGCCAGAAAUGGUCAUUCAUGCUUUUUGUCAUCUCUGAAAGUCCCAGAAACACAGCGGUGUUGUUUCCUGGUGUUAUUGUGGAGGGUUACUCUACGUCUUACUCCAUAAGGACAUAACAUGUAAAGAUACACGUCUGAAUGCAAAUGGUGUUUACUUGCUCUGGCAGGGCACGAAGACAGCUGUGCAGAAAACGGCAAAGUCUACAGCAACAAUGAGAUUUGGAACCCGGAGCCAUGUAAGAUCUGUGUGUGUGACCUGGGCACUAUUACCUGUGAGGAUGUCCGAUGUGAAGACCUAUCCUGUAAGGAAACCACCACCCCUGAGGGAGAAUGUUGCCCUGUGUGUUCUGAGGCUGCAGGUACCCAGGGCCAGCAGGCUGCUACCUGGGAUAAUCUGCUACCAAAGAUCAAAACAGGUGAACUCAUUCUCACCACAUUACAUUGAUCCAUGUUUUACAGAUUCAAGCGUCAGCUAAGAUAAUUAUUACUCAUGGUCAUGGAAUGGAAUGGUGUUCGAUUAAUGGUGUUGUUACAUUCUAAUUACAGUCUCACUACAUUCUCUCAGUAUUUCUAAUAGGACCUAUGUCUGAUUCAUAUUCUCUUCUUCAAUCUCCAUGACUCUGUAGAGGAGAAGAAGGAUGAGACCUGCAGGGACAACGGGCAGGUGUACGCCCACAACGACAUGUGGACCCCAGAGCCGUGCAGGGUGUGUGUGUGUGACAGUGGAACCACCCUCUGUGAGGAGGUGCAGUGUGAGACGGUGGGGAACUGUGAGAAGGUUACCAUCCCUGAGGGAGAGUGCUGCCCCGUGUGUGACAGCUUCUCCAGCGCUAACAGAAGGAUAGGUGAGAUAAAUGAUAUACUAAUAUAUAUACAGUACCGGUCAAAAGUUUGGACACACCUACUCAUUCAAGGGUUUUUCUUUAUUUUUACUAUUUUCUACAUUGUAGAAUAAUAGUGAAGACAUCAAAACUAUGAAAUAACACAUAUGGAAUCAUGUAGUAACCAAAAAAGUGUUAAACAAAUCAAAAUAUAUUUCAUAUUUGAGAUUCUUCAAAUAGCCACCCUUUGCUUUGAUGACAGCUUUGCACACUGUUGGCAUUCUCUCAACCAACUUCAUGAGGUAGUCACCUGGAAUGGAUUUCAAUUAACAGGUGUGCCUUCUUAAAAGUUAAUUUGUGGAAUGUCUUUCCUUCUUAAUGCGUUUGAGCCAAUCAGACAUGAAGGUCAUCAAGGCAAAGGGUGGCUAUUUGAAGAAUCUCAAAUCUCAAAUAUAUUUUGAUUUGUUUAACACCUUUUUGGUUACUACAUGAUUCAUAUGUGUUAUUUCAUAGUUUUGUUGUCUUCACUAUUAUUCUACAAUGUAGAAAAUAGUACAAAUAAAGAAAAACCCUUAAAUGAGUAGGUGUGUCCACACUUUUGACCGGUACUGUAUAUAUAUGCACAUAUACAUGCUUAAACAUAUAUAUGAAUGAUAUGUCUAAAGGGCCAGGCUCACAUGUCUACAUCAUUAGCUCAGACUGACUGUGACUGCAAGGUGUUGCCUGGGAAUCCAAACUGAAGUGUGAAACGUAGCGAUUAAGUUUGGAUUCCCAUUUGCCAGGCUACUGGAGGUGUCUCACUGACUGAUGAUAAGAGGGGAAAACAUACUGAAUUUCAUAGCGUUUCAACAUAUAACACAGUCUCAAGUCAUUAAAGAUCACACGUCACUUUAAGGAUAAAAGAUCUACACUAAAAUAUGAUUUCUUCCUUUUCCUUCCUCAAAGAAAUGAUGGCGUUCCAGGUGAGUAAUGAUGAAAGAUAUUCACAAUUUUCUGUUUUCCACUUUGAUUUUUACUUGGACACACUCCUGAUUAUUAGCUUGAGUGCUAGUCUGUUUGUGUUGUCAUGCCAACUUCUUGUCACUCAUUGUCAUAUUUGGCUUGACAGUGACCAAUGGGGUUGGCAAGAGCACAAACAGAUCUGGGACCAGGCUACCUGAAUAGCUGAGCUGAUUGUCACAUUGUUAUUGAUGCAUUUGAUUUCCAGGGUCAGAAAGGUGAACCUGGUGACAUCCCUGACGUAAGUCUGUUUUCAUACAUCUCAGAGACAGAAACAGUGCAUUUGUUAAUCAAGAAUUCAUGUGACUUUUGAUGCCUAUUAUGACAACUCUUAUCCAAAACGUCAUACUGUCACUUUUAUAUCUGAACAACUGUUUUUGUUUGUUUUUUGUUUCCAGGUCGUGGGGCCAGUAGGUCAACCUGGACCAAUGGUGAGCACUCUGUAGCCAUUUAUUUUGUAAAAAAAAAAAACCUCUUCAUAAAUUAACAUAUUUGAUAUUAUUAUGUUAUAAGUUUCUCAAACUGUAUACCAUUGGAGGCUGGUGGGAGGAGCUAUAGGAGGACGGGCUCAUUGUAAUGGCUGGAAUGGAAUUCAUGGAAUGGUACCAAACACAUCAAACACAUGGAAACAACGUGUUUGACUCCGUUCCAUAAAUUCCAGCCAUUACAAUGAGCCCAUCCUCCUAUAGCUCCUCCCACCAGCCUCCUAUUGUAUACACACUAGAUGGUGCUAUAGAGCUUCAGUAACCAAGGAGAAUGACCUGAUGCUACUACUUCGGUCUUUCCACAGCCACAGUGGUAAGACACCAACUACUAGUGUAACUUAUCAUGUGAAGUCAUCAUGUUUUCUUGUUAUCUGUGUCAAUGUUUCAGGGUCCUCCCGGAGCUCAGGGGAACAGAGGAUACACUGGAUUCAAGGGCAGAAAAGUAUGUCUAACACAAUGACAUUUACAUCUAGAGAAGCGUGUUACAGUACUGCGAUUUAAUGUGAUUUUUCCCUAGCCUAAGACUAACACACUACACUGAGCUAACUCACUGCUCUUCAAUACAUUUAUAUGUCGAAUCUGGUAGACAUGUUAGAUCAUCUCUGUAGUAGUGACGUUGUAUACUGUCAUUCAUGAGUUUGCACGUGUUUCCUAAUAUCCAGGGUUUACAGGGCCCAGCUGGCAUCGACGGGGAACCAGGAGUCCCAGGGAACCCUGGUGAGCCAGGAUCCCCCGGCCAGCCCUCACACCCUGGGGUGAGUCUGUCUGUCUGUCCUCCCAGCCCGACACUUCACUGAUGCGGUCUUUAACCUUCAUUUCUGGUCAAAAGUGCUUUCCCUCCCUACACGUGUUAGUAAACUCACUGGGUGGGUGUGUUGUGGCAAAAAUACAGCCAUUUGUAUUUUGCAUUGCUUUUUGGCCAAAUGUGCUUGCUGUACCUGAAAUCAUUUUCACCCCAAAACGUAAAGUAAGUACGUGGGGGCUUGUAGGGAUACUCAGAGCACAUAAAGAGACGUGGGGGCUUGUAGGGAUAUCUCAGAGCACAUAAAGAGACGUGGGGGCUUGUAGGGAUAUCUCAGAGCACAUAAAGAGACGUGGGGGCUUGUAGGGAUAUCUCAGAGCACAUAAAGAGACGUGGGGGCUUGUAGGGAUAGCUCAGAGCACAUAAAGAGAUGUGGGGGAUUGUAGGGAUAUCUCAGAGCACAUAAAGAGACGUGGGGGCUUGUAGGGAUAUCUCAGAGCACAUAAAGAGACGUGGGGGCUUGUAGGGAUAUCUCAGAGCACAUAAAGAGAUGUGGGGGAUUGUAGGGAUAGCUCAGAGCUUCCAACCCUUUUCUAGCCCUCUUCUCAUUGCACUUGUCCAGUUGAGGUGACCUUGCACCUGCUCUCUUCAUAUGGAGGCGGCUGCCUGUCUGUGGUCACCAGUGAAGAACUUCCACACCGUGAUAAGGAAUGAAGAAUGACUGUCCUCCUCUCUCCCCCAGGGCCAGCUGGUCUCUCAGAUGGCUGCAGGCUUCGGUGAGAAAUCAGCUGGGAUGAUGGGGUUGAUAUCUGGCAACAGGGUGAGUUACUAUUAAAUCAGCUGGGAUGAUGGGGUUGAUAUCUGGCAACAGGGUGAGUUACUAUUAAAUCAGCUGGGAUGAUGGGGGUGAUAUCUGGCAACAGGGUGAGUUACUAUUAAAUCAGCUGUCCUAUACUAAAAAGCCCCUGACAACCUCAAUGACGGGUAGUCCUUGCUAAGUGUGUGAGUCCAUGGGCAGUAGAUUGUAAACAAGGAAAACAUACGGUAGCAUAUACACCACAGGGGGCUGGUGGCACCUGAAUUGGGGAGGACAGGCUCGUGUUGAUGGCUGGAGCAGAAUUAGUGCAAUGGUAUCAAAUACAUCAAACACAUGGUUUCCAUGUGUUUGAUGCCAUUCCAUUUGCUCCAUUCCAGCCAUUAUUAUGAGCAGUCCUCCCCUCAGCAGCAUCCUGUCUUAUACAUUGUCUUUGGCGGGUUUGAUUGAAUGACAGUUAAUUUACGUUUGUGCCUACAUUACUAUUUACUCAUUACUCAUUACUCAUUACUCUGUCUCUGUAUGUUGUCUCCAUGUAUAUUUUAGGGUGAGGCAGGACCAAGAGGGCCUCCUGGACAGCCUGGUCAACCAGUAAGUCAAAGAUAGCCGACUAUAUCUACCUUUCAGACAUCAAUUCUUACUGGAGAUCAUUUCUGUAACUCAACAGACAGAUAUGUGAUGCUUUCCUUUCCCCCCCUGUCUCGUAGGGCCCUACAGGGGGACAGGGUGCCCCAGGAGACGUUGGAGACCCAGGAUCCAUGGUAAGAACCAAGCACAAUCUCUGCAUCAGACAUCUCUCUGAUGUUAUUUUGACUGGGUUUGAAUCCUGGUAGCCUACAUGCUUGAAGACUGUUAGUCCAUUGAGCUAAAGCAAAAAGAUUAAAAUAAAUGUAUGUUUUAGUCAAAUAUUAUAUCUGUUUGAGCUUCUUGAGGUCUUGCAGUCUGUUCCGCCCCCCUACCAUCCAUUCAAGAAAAAAUCGUCCCGCGACUGAAUCGGCUGAAUCUAAUCUUUCUGUCCUAGGCAUUAGCUCAGGGAGCUAACGCAAGUCUUCAGUUCUCAGGCAAAGUUAUCAUCAUCACACCAGCUUGGAUCACUGAACUACCUCCGAUACACUCUCACACACCGUAUCGAGGUGUUACACCAAGAUCUACCAAUCACACACCGUGUCGAGGUGUUACACCAAGAUCUACCAAUCACACACCGUGUCGAGGUGUUACACCAAGAUCUACCAAUCACACACCGUAUCGAGGUGUUACACCAAGAUCUACCAAUCACACACCGUAUCGAGGUGUUACACCAAGAUCUACCAAUCACACACCGUAUUGAGGUGUUACACCAAGAUCUACCAAUCACACACCGUAUCGAGGUGUUACACCAAGAUCUACCAAUCACACACCGUAUCGAGGUGUUACACUAAGAUCUACAAGAGCCUUUGCUCAAAAUGUUUUAUUGACUGUGUGUGAUUUGACAUGUUGUUUUUACACAGGGCGGCUUUGGUUACAGAGGACCUGAGGGCCCACCAGGAAAACCAGGACCAGAUGUAAGUACUCUACACUCGACCAGACAUAGGCCGUGUCCCAAAUGGUACCCUAUUCCCUAUAUAGUGCAAUACUAUAAACCAGGACCCACAGGGCCAGAGGCGGGGAACAACCCGCAUUAGACAUGACGUCUUCUGAGUAUGAAUGAGCCUAGUAUGUUGAUAUUGGUAGGCUUUCUGCAUAUGUUCUAAACAGUAUGUAGUAUGAUUAGUACACAGUAUGUAGUUUUAGUAAGUAGUACACAAGACAGAUUUCAGACACGGCCAUAGACUAUGGUUGCCACUUGCCACUGAUCAAAACAGAUACAAAUGUUAUGUAAGUGUAGUGUCUUGUUGCUAAUGUAGAUUACAGCAUUGCUGGUAGUUCUGCAUAUUUUAUUCAAUAGGCGCCGGUUGAAAAACGUGCUAGUGUACGCUACACUAACACCGAUACCUUGGUGUGUCUAACGUGCUAGUGAAGGCUACACUAACACCAAUACCUUGGUGUGUCUAACGUGCUAGUGAAGGCUACACUAACACCGAUACCUUGGUGUGUCUAACGUGCUAGUGAAGGCUACACUAACACCGAUAACUUGGUGUGUCUAACGUGCUAGUGAAGGCUACAAUAACACUGAUACCUUGGUGUGUCUAACGUGCUAGUGAAGGCUACACUAACACCGAUACCUUGGUGUGUCUAACGUGCUAGUGAAGGCUACACUAACACCGAUAACUUGGUGUGUCUAACUCUGCCCUAACAUGCCAUGUUGUGUGUCAUUAGCUUGUUUUUUUCUAACCUUUAUCAGAGAUGGUAGAAUGCCACGUGUCAAUCAACCAUCUAGACUCUUAGACAACACUAAACUGCCUAACCUGGAAGCGAAAGAAAUCCACACCUGUUGAGACGAGGUGCUGGCUAGCGGAGUAGAACACUUGGAAAAGAAAAGGAGAGCCGUACACACUAGGAGCUCAGAUGCAAUCAUUUUAUAACCAACGUUUCGACAGACAAACUUUCUUCAUCAGGGUAUAAUGACAAACACUGCGGGUCACUAGUUUAUAUAGUUUCAAAGGACACACACAGGGGUCUGCAAUCAUGGCCGAGUGUGGCUUGAUAUCAUUGGUUAAUUUACAAUAUUUAUAGAACAUAUAAAAAACAUGAAUGGAUAGCAUACGAUCAUACAGUGGGGAAAAAAAGUAUUUAGUCAGCCACCAAUUGUGCAAGUUCUCACACUUAAAAAAAUGAGAGAGGCCUGUGAUUUUCAUCAUAGGUACACGUCAACUAUGACAGACAAAAUGAGAAAAAAAAUCCAGAAAAUCACAUUGUAGGAUUUUUAAUGAAUUUAUUUGCAAAUUAUGAUGGAAAAUAAGUAUUUGGUCAAUAACAAAAGUUUCUCAAUACUUUGUUAUAUACCCUUUGUUGGCAAUGACACAGGUCAAACGUUUUCUGUAAGUCUUCACAAGGUUUUCACACACUGUUGCUGGUAUUUUGGCCCAUUCCUCCAUGCAGAUCUCCUCUAGAGCAGUGAUGUUUUGGGGCUGUCGCUGGGCAACACGGACUUUCAACUCCCUCCAAAGAUUUUCUAUGGGGUUGAGAUCUGGAGACUGGCUAGGCCACUCCAGGACCUUGAAAUGCUUCUUACGAAGCCACUCCUUCGUUGCCCGGGCAGUGUGUUUGGGAUCAUUGUCAUGCUGAAAGACCCAGCCACGUUUCAUCUUCAAUGCCCUUGCUGAUGGAAGGAGGUUUUCACUCAAAAUCUCACGAUACAUGGGCCCAUUCAUUCUUUCCUUUACACGGAUCAGUCGUCCUGGUCCCUUUGCAGAAAAACAGCCCCAAAGCAUGAUGUUUCCACCCCCAUGCUUCACAGUAGGUAUGGUGUUCUUUGGAUGCAACUCAGCAUUCUUUGUCCUCCAAACACGACGAGUUGAGUUUUUACCAAAAAGUUAUAUUUUGGUUUCAUCUGACCAUAUGACAUUCUCCCAAUCCUCUUCUGGAUCAUCCAAAUGCACUCUAGCAAACUUCAGACGGGCCUGGACAUGUACUGGCUUAAGCAGGGGGACACAUCUUGCACUGCAGGAUUUGAGUCCCUGGCGGCGUAGUGUGUUACUGAUGGUAGGCUUUGUUACUUUGGUCCCAGCUCUCUGCAGGUCAUUCACUAGGUCCCCCCCGUGUGGUUCUGGGAUUUUUGCUCACCGUUCUUGUGAUCAUUUUGACCCCACAGGGUGAGAUCUUGCGUGGAGCCCCAGAUCGAGGGAGAUUGUCAGUGGUCUUGUAUGUCUUCCAUUUCCUAAUAAUUGCUCCCACAGUUGAUUUCUUCAAACCAAGCUGCUUACCUAUUGCAGAUUCAGUCUUCCCAGCCUGGUGCAGGUCUACAAUUUUGUUUCUGGGUGUCCUUUGACAGCUCUUUGGUCUUGGCCAUAGUGGAGUUUGGAGUGUGACUGUUUGAGGUUGUGGACAGGUGUCUUUUAUACUGAUAACAAGUUCAAACAGGUGCCAUUAAUACAGGUAACGAGUGGAGGACAGAGGAGCCUCUUAAAGAAGAAGUUACAGGUCUGUGAGAGCCAGAAAUCUUGCUUGUUUGUAGGUGACCAAAUACUUAUUUUCCACCAUAAUUUGCAAAUAAAUUCAUUAAAAAUCCUACAAUGUGAUUUUCUGGAGAAAAAAAAUCUCAAUUUGUCUGUCAUAGUUGACGUGUACCUAUGAUGAAAAUUACAGGCCUCUCUCAUCUUUUUAACUGGUAGAACUUGCACAAUUGGUGGCUGACUAAAUACUUUUUUUCCCCACUGUAGAUAUAAUUUGGCUACAUAGGCCUACAAACAUUUACAAUUAAUAGCUAAAUCACAAUAAUUACAAGAAUGGCUUCAGAUCAAAGUCUACGUUGAGACCUAAGGGAGAAAGGGUCUUUAAAUUAAACACUAAACUGCCUAACACACCUUUGUUCAGGAUUAUACAAUGGGUGAGUCUAAUCCUGGAUGCUUAUUGGUUAAAACCGCAUUCCAGCCGUUGUCUAUUCCGCAAGUUACCACCGGCUAAAUCUAUAACGUUGAAAUGCCUAUUUACUCUGUUCCAUCUGACUGUGCAAUCCACUGUCUCAUUAGCCCAGCCAGAUAAUUUAUAUAUUAGAUCUACACUGUAAAAAGCAUCUAGACAUUAUCUCCCAUUUCUUUUAGACUAGCAUUUGGUUUUCAACAGCGGAGAUUUGUAAUAACCUUGCUGUCUGUCUCUCUGAUAUUUGCAACAUUGUUUCAAUAUUGAAAUUCGAUCUCUACCUGUCCUAUGAACAUGUCGGGAGUCCGGACGAUACAGACAGGCUGGCUGCUUUUCUCAGCCAAUUGAAAUCAUGAAUCGGCAUCAAUGUUAUGGAUAUAAACAAAGAAAUGUCAAUAGAAAAACAGGAAAUGCAGCUAGUUUGCUGUCAUUCCAGCUUCAGUUUGAAGUGAUUAAAAAAGUGAUGAUGUCCACGAAUCGUGCCAAUAUAUCCUCCAAACACCGGCUUCUCGGGCCUGAUCACUUAAGCGAACCCAACAUGGAGAACAUUAUUUUGUUAAAACCUUUGUUCUACAUCAACCUUUAUUGCAUUGAACAUUUAGUCUGACACACCUAUCCAGAAUCAGUUUGAGUCCUAUGUUGAAGUGCUGUUCAUCUGUUGAAAUGCUGUUUGUCUAACUCUGAGAGGGUGAAAACCACAACAAUUUGUUAAUUACCUGUACUGUAAUAGCUUCCAGCAACUGAGAAGGUCAUGUGAUGUUUUCCCUUCACAGGGAGAAUCUGGUCCAACCGGAAUAGGCGGAGAGAAGGGAGCCGCUGGAUCUGCCGUGAGUAACAAACUGUCAUCCAAAGUUCACACAACAUUUACAUUUUACAUUUACGUCAUUUAGCAGACGCUCUUAUCCAGAGCGACUUACCACAACCAAUUAAUACUGUUCUAUGCAUGAAAUCUCUUUCUCUGUCACUGUAAAUCAAAUGAGUGUCGAAUACAAAGGCAUUCACAAAAACACAAUUACACACUUCUUUCGUGAUAGACAUUUCAUGAUUUUGAUUAUAUCACUUCAAACAAUUUCCAUGUGAAUAGAGUGAGAUAUAAGACACUGUGGAUAGAUGCACUUUAUUUUCCCAUCCACUCCCAUACAACUUUAGAAAGCAGGUACCAUCGCCUUCAACCUAAACUGGAAUGAAACCAAUGAACAACAGUCCACAAUUAGAAUAGACUAUUGUUUUAAGGGGCUACUGUAUGUACUUAUAAAUGUGAUAAUAACACAGUGAUUGAAUGUGGUGUUUUCCAGGGUGCCAGAGGUUUCCCAGGACUGCCAGGUCACCCUGGACUGAAGGGCCUUAAGGUCAGCAGCAACACAUGGAUGAUCACAAUGCUCAUAUCUAACCUCCAUCUUUUAAUCUGUGACAAGUCUAUAUCAGAUCAUUAAAAGUGCGACAAUGUACUGUAGUUUGAAGCAUGGCUGCGUGUACAUUAUUAAAAUAGUUUACUUCGCACUGUGCUGUUAUGAACUCCUGUGAGAUUCUUUAGAGCCAAAACAGACCUGAUCAGAACUAAUUAACUAAUGUCUUAUCAACAGGGUCAUACAGGUCUUCUAGGAGCGAGAGGUCAAUCUGGUGCUGCUGGGUCAAAGGUAAACUCAUCAUCAUGUAUAUCUUUAUAUUCGUCCUGCUCCGCAAGAUUAGUAUCUAAAAAUGAUCUGUUUCCGUAUUGCUGCGUAUACCGUGACUCUCUUUCUCUCUCUCUGUCUGUCUGUGUGUGUGUGUGUGUGUUAUUUUACAGGGCCCAUCAGGUACUCCUGGUGGAAUGGGGCCCCCUGGUCCUGCGGUAGGUCAUAAUCAAUUAGUUCAUCGAUAAUAAAUGAUUACAUGAUUGUAAUACCUGUUACUAGUACACACUAAUAACUCUAAAUACGCUGAUAUGUUUCCAAUCUGAUAGUGAGGGAGUGUAAUAUUAUGUGUAUAUUUUAGGGUCCAGCAGGAAUGCAAGGGGAGAGAGGAAGGAGUGGCCCAACUGGACCUGUGGUAAGAGAGAUAUGACUACCUAUGACCUCUGACCUAUAACUCUACAUUACACAACUCCAUCUCUUCAAUCCAAUGAUUGCCCACCUGAAUUAAAUUGAUCUGAGGCAUGAGGCAUCAUACACAUAAUGGGGCGGCGCACAAUUGGCCCAGCGUCGUCCAGGGUAGGGGAGGGAAUGGCCGGCAGGGAUGUAGCUCAGUUGGUAGAGCAUGGCGUUUGCAACGUCAGGGUUGUGGGUUCGAUUCCCACGUGGGGCCAGUAUGAAAAAAUAAAAAAAAUAAUGUAUGCACUCACUAACUGUAAGUCGCUCUGGAUAAGAGCGUCUGCUAAAUGAGGUAAAAUGUAAAAUGUAAAAAAUUAUAUGUAGGUUCAAAGUCAUAACAAAAUGUUUUGUUUUAGCUUAUCAGUGACACACGUUGUAACCUUUGUUUUUAUUUUUUAUUUAUCCAGGCGAGUCAAUUAAGAAUAAAUUCUUAUUUACAAUGACGGCCUGGUUUACAAUGACAGCCUAUGCUGCCACUGUCCUCCUAUGCUUAUGUGCAUUGAUGAUGAGUUGAUAGAGUUGAAUUUGUCAAAUCCUCUUUCAGUUGUGCAUCUCUCUCCAUACAGGGGAAACGUGGUGAAUCUGGACAUAUUGGGAAAGCAGGACCAGAGGUAAGACCUCUAACAUCCAACAAAACAUCACCCUUCAUAUCAAAUGAUUAUGAUACACAAAUCAGUAUUACAAAUGCAAUAAAACAAAUGAAAGCAACACUGUAUCUACUCAAAAUACACUAUUUUCCUGAAAGACAGUCAAAAACGUGUCAUACAUUUACAAAUCAGCAGUGAUGUUAACUGGGCAAAAGUGAUGUUGCCAGUAGUUACCAACACCAAGUGUGUGUCUGAAAUGGCUCCCUAAUUCCUAUAUAGUUUCUAUAUAGUGAAGGGAAUAAGGUACCAUUUUGGACACAGCCCCAUGUGUGGUUGACAUGUAGCCUACUGUAUGUGAUGUGAUUCUAGGGUCCUAUGGGGAUCACUGGAGCUCCAGGAUUCCCAGGUAGUCCAGGUAUAAAGGCGAGUACUGUACAUUCUUUACUAUACUUUGAUGGACUACAGUCCUCUUCUUCACACCAGCCAUGUACUAAAGAUUAGUGACUCAAACGUAUAACCCAGUCCUUCCCCUCAGAAUUAAGUUAAUUUUGAAACUGACCCAUUCGGAUUACUCUAUUUCGAUAAAGAUCUUUUUAUAAGGGUGUUUUAUUCAGUAUGAGCUAUGCAUCUGUUCAUCAACAGUGGAUUAGAGUGCAUGUAAACACACUCUGACUGUGACACUGUUGUCUCCAGGGGCAACCAGGGCCCCCAGGAGCACGAGGGACAGGGGGCCAGCAGGGACCAAGAGGGGAGGCCGGACGCGUGGGAUUGGCUGGAGCUACGGGCAUUCAGGUGUUUGGCUAAUUCAUGAUGCUAAUAAUCUCUACACCUAUGGUAACUGUACUGUCAACAACUCACCACUUCAGGGUGUAGAUUGAUUCACUGAAAAUGUAGCUGAAUCUGGUUUCUGAUUGAAAGGUCCAUUAAAAGUAAAUUCCAAUGUAAUUUACAUUUGAAUGACAUUAUAAAUGACACUGUAAAUGUACAAUAUUUUAUGCUUAAUUAACUGACUUGUCUGGUUAAAUAAAGUUUCAAUAAAUGACUUAAAAAACAUAUUUUGUUGAUUUUUGUAGGGUCCAACAGGGACAGAGGGUGCUGUCGGAGCCAAAGGACCAUCCGUAUGUACAACUCCACCCACUUUCACGCUCUCCAUCUCUCCUUGUUCAUCUCUUUGUUCAUCUCCUUGUUCAGCUACUCCCUUCUCCUCCCCUCAACCUAAUGUAUCUCUCACCUUCCACUCACCCAAAUAUUAAAAUCUGAUUAUUUAUUAUUCAACAAUGUAAUAAUAUUGACAGUGUGUAAUAGGGUGUUGGACCCCCACAUGCCGUGCUGUCUGGACAGUAGACUACAGCCCCUCCUGUUAGAAUGGGCCCUGGCACAGAGUCACAGAGACAGUAGACUACAGCCUGUCCUGUUAGAAUGGGCCCUGGCACAGAGUCACAGAGACAGUAGACUACAGCCCCUCCUGUUAGAAUGGGCCCUGGCACAGAGUCACAGAGACAGUAGACUACAGCCCCUCCUGUUAGAAUGGGCCCUGGCACAGAGUCACAGAGACAGUAGACUACAGCCUGUCCUGUUAGAAUGGGCCCUGGCACAGAGUCACAGAGACAGUAGACUACAGCCUCUCCUGUUAGAAUGGGCCCUGGCACAGAGUCACAGAGACAGUAGACUACAGCCUCUCCUGUUAGAAUGGGCCCUGGCACAGAGUCACAGAGACAGUAGACUACAGCCUCUCCUGUUAGAAUGGGCCCUGGCACAGAGUCACAGAGACAGUAGACUACAGCCUGUCCUGUUAGAAUGGGCCCUGGCACAGAGUCACAGAGACAGUAGACUACAGCCUCUCCUGUUAGAAUGGGCCCUGGCACAGAGUCACAGAGACAGUAGACUACAGCCUCUCCUGUUAGAAUGGGCCCUGGCACAGAGUCACAGAGACAGUAGACUACAGCCUCUCCUGUUAGAAUGGGCCCUGGCACAGAGUCACAGAGACAGUAGACUACAGCCCCUCCUGUUAGAAUGGGCCCUGGCACAGAGUCACAGAGACAGGACAGGCUACAGAAAAGUAAUGCAUAGAUGUCAAUGGGUGAACACAGGUUAGAUACCUGUUUUAGAUAUAAUGAUGAUUUCUACCUCAGGGAGCUCCAGGUAUCCAGGGUCUGACUGGACUGCUUGGCCCCGCGGGGCCCCCCGGACCACAGGGAACCACUGGACUGCCCGGGCCUAAGGGCCAACUGGUAAGAAAUGUGUUGUUUAAUUUUGACCACUCAUUUCAUUGAUUGGAUCAAGAAUGGUUGUCAGGUCCCUAGUUUUGUUACAAAGGGCAUAGAAACUACUGCUGGUUUCCAUGCUGCAGGUAAAAUGCUAUCAUAUGGCUACAUGUUCAUAACGGUGUCAAGAAAAGCUAGUUCUCAAACCUUAAGCUCGUACAUUGUCAGUAGACCUGAAAAACAAUGUCAUGUGAAACAUCUAUCCAUCAUCUUUUUCUCACAGGGUGAUUUGGGCAUUACCGGAUUCAAAGGAGAGGCUGGAUUCAAAGGAGAAUCUGUAAGAUAUACAACCUGUCAUAAUGAAUCUCACUAAUUCCAUGGUGUGAUAUUGUACAGUAGCAACCACAUGCAUUUGUUGAAAGGCAGGUCAUGCUGGCGCUGGUUUCUGUCUGAAUGGGGUGCAUGUGUAUCUGAGCCUUCCUCAAAAGUUCAGCAUGUUCAGUUCAUUUAUUUGGCCUUUGACAGAAAUGUCACUUGCAUUAUCGAGCAAUGAGUUAAAGACAACAUCAAGGGUAACAACAUUUUCCACUGGGCUCUUCCUUCAGUCCUGGGCUUUAAAGUGCUUGGUGCAUGUUGAGCAGUUGAUGCUCCUAGGGACAAAGUAAAUUAUCCACACCCAAAGUUGAGUGCAACAACAAUAUAUUCAUGGUGCUCUUAAAAGUCCAUUCAGUAAAAUAUAACAAACACUGAUGUAUGAUGUAGCAGCCAUCUUGUUUGAUUAUGAUAUCAUUGCAGGGUGCACCUGGUGAUCAUGGAGCGCUGGGUCCCAUGGGAGAGGAGGGGAAGAGGGGAGAACGGGGUGACUCCGGGGAUUCAGGCGCCGCUGGACCCAAUGGAGAGAGAGUAAAUCAGCUCUUUCACUCACUACAAGAACUUUGUCUGUCUGUCUUGUCUUUCUCUCGCUCUCUCUCACUCUCUCUCACUCUCGCUCUCUCUCUCUCUCGCGCGCGCGCGCUCUUUCUCGUGCGCUCUCUCUCUCUCUCGCUCUCUCUCUCUCUCUCUCUCUUUCUCUCUCUCGCUCUCUCUCUUUCCUCAGUGCAUUCAAUAACAGCAAAAUUAUUUGAUUAAAAUCAAAAUAAUUUAGCAAAUUUUGAUAAAAACCAAUUUGUAAUUUUCAGGGUGCUCCUGGCAAUAGAGGUUUUCCUGGUCAGGAUGGGUUACCUGGUCAAAAGGUAGGUUGAUUUCGAAUCCAUAGAAUAAGUCAGCCGGUGUAAGUCAUUGAAUAAUAAUAUUACGCCAUUCGAACGCCACACUCCAUUCUGUGACCAGGGUGCCCAAGGUGAGCGAGGCCUGGGUGGAUCAUCUGGUGCCAAAGGUGCCGAUGGUGAUCCAGGACGCACUGGGGAGCCAGGUCUUCCAGGGGCCCGGGUGAGAUAACACACCACUACCUCUCGUCAGCAUUCUCUAUGACAGAAGUAUAUUCCUUUGUGGUGAUCGUCAAACUUACGUUGAUACCAGAUGAAAAAGACAUGAGAAGUACAUAAACAAAACCGGCAAAGAAAAAAUAGUAAACGUUUGACAUUUCAUCACUGAGUUGAUUAAAAUCCUCCCGUUUCUUUCCUCAGGGUCUGUCAGGCCUUCUCGGCUCCCAGGGUCCCGAGGGACAGCAAGGACCAAUGGUGUGUGGACAUGAGUCAGGAAAUAUAUAUACACUCCCAUACCUAUUUAUUUGGACAGUGAUGUUAAAACUUUUAAUUUGGCUCUAUACACCAGCAUUUUGGAUUUGAGCUUAAAUGUUUUAUAUGAGGUGAUUUCAUACAUACCGGUAUCAGUUUUACCGUUUCGAAAUGAGUGCACUUUAUGUAUCUAGUACCCCAUUUGAAGGUGUCAUAAAUAUUUGGACAAAUUCACUUAUAGUGUAUUCAAUUGAGUCAAAAGUUUAGUAUUUGGACCCAUAUUCAUAGCACGCAAUGACUACAUCAUGUCACGAUCGAGGUAAGGAGUAGACCAAGGCGCAGCGUGAUGAACAAACAUACUUUAAUUAGUUAAAGUUUAAACAUGAAACAAAACAAGAAACGACUCGUGACGUCCAACGGUAUCAAUGACCGAACACGGAACAAAAACCCACAAACACAAAGGGAAAACAGACAGUUUAAAUAUGGCUCCCAAUCAGAGACAACCAGCCAACAGCUGACACUCGUUGCCUCUGAUUGGGAGUCACUCAGGCAAACAUAGAAUUAAACACAACAGAAUUACCAACAUAGAAAUACACACAUAGAAUGAACACACCCUGGCUCAACAUAAUGAGUCCCAGAGCCAGGGUGUGACAGUACCCCCCCCUAAAGGCGCGGACUGCGACCGCGCCUCAUCUAAACAAAACAGGGGAGGGCUGGGCGGGCAUACCUCCUCGGCGACGGUUCUGGCUCCGGCCUUGACCACCACCCUCCAAUACACCCCCCAUAGCGCCCCUGGUCCAGUCUGGCCCCGCCGGCUGGAGCCGAACUGGACUUAGCAGGAGCGGUUAGCUUCAGCUCCAUAGUGGAGCAGUUGACCAGUACCUUACCAGGCACCGGUGACCCAGGCACGGGUUGUGCUGGACUGACGACGCGCACCCCUGGCUUGGUGCGUGGAGGAGGAACGGGCCUUACCAGGCUGACGACGCGCACCCCUGGCUUGGUGCGUGGAGGAGGGACGGGCCUUACCAGGCUGACGACUCGCACCCCUGGCUUGGUGCGUGGAGGAGGGACGGGCCUUACCAGGCUGACGACUCGCACCCCUGGCUUGGUGCGAGUGGCAGGAACAGGCCGGGCCGGGCUGGCGACGCGCACCGUAGACUUGGUGCGAGUGGCAGGAAUACGGCCGGGCCGGGCUGGCGACGCGCAUCGUAUACUUGGUGCGAGUGGCAGGAACAGGCCGGGCCGGGCUGGCGACGCGCACCGUAUACUUGGUGCGAGUGGCAGGAACAGGCCGGGCCGGGCUGGCGACGCGCACCGUAGACUUGGUGCGAGUGGCAGGAACAGGCCGGGCCGGGCUGGCGACGCGCACCGUAGACUUGGUGCGAGUGGCAGGAACAGGCCGGGCUGGCGACGCGCACUGUAUACUUGGUGCGAGUGGCAGGAACAGGCCGGGCCGGGCUGGCGACGCGCACCGUAGACUUGGUGCGUGGAGCAGGGACAGGCCGGACUGGGCUGGCGACGCGCACCGUAGACUUGGUGCGAGUGGCAGGAACAGGCCGGGCCGGGCUGGCGACGCGCACCGUAUACUUGGUGCGAGUGGCAGGAACAGGCCGGGCUGGCGACGCGCACCGUAGACUUGGUGCGUGGAGCAGGGACAGGCCGGACUGGGCUGGCGACGCACACCGUAGGCUUGGUGCGUGGAGCAGGGACAGGCCGGACCGGGCUGGCGACGCACACCGUAGGCUUGGUGCGUGGAGCAGGGACAGGCCGGACCGGGCUGGCGACGCACACCGUAGGCUUGGUGCGUGGAGCAGGGACAGGCCGGGCCGGGCUGUCGACGCACACCGUAGGCUUGGUGCGUGGAGCAGGGACUGGCCGGACUGGGCUGGCGACGCACACCGUAGGCUUGGUGCGUGGAGCAGGGACAGGCCAAACCGGGCUGUGGAGACGGAUAGGAGCCCUGGAGUGAAGAGCGGCCACAACCCGUCCUGGCUGAAUGCCUACCCUCACACACUCUGUGUGAGGCAUCCGCACAGGACGUACAGGGCGGUGUAUCCGUAACCUGGUGGCCUCCAGAAUCCGCCCCUCUUUUGCCUCCGUCAGCCCCGUCGUCCAUGCCGUGUGCCCCCCCCUAAAAAAUGUCUGGGGUUGCCUCUCGACCGCCCGACGACGACCCUGAUCACGCCGUUGCUCCUCUCUACGGCGCGCCUCCACCGUCUCUUCUCCCGGCGCUUCCUCCCAUGUCCAGCCCAAGAGCUGCCCCUGGACACGCUGCUUGGUCAUUGCAUGGUGGGUUUUUCUGUCACGAUCGAGGUAAGGAGUAGACCAAGGCGCAGCGUGAUGAACAAACAUACUUUAAUUAGUUAAAGUUUAAACAUGAAACAAAACAAGAAACGACUCGUGACGUCCAACGGUAUCAAUGACCGAACACGGAACAAAAACCCACAAACACAAAGGGAAAACAGACAGUUUAAAUAUGGCUCCCAAUCAGAGACAACCAGCCAACAGCUGACACUCGUUGCCUCUGAUUGGGAGUCACUCAGGCAAACAUAGAAUUAAACACAACAGAAUUACCAACAUAGAAAUACACACAUAGAAUGAACACACCCUGGCUCAACAUAAUGAGUCCCAGAGCCAGGGUGUGACACAUCAAGCUUGUGACUCUACAAACUUGUUGGAAGCAUUUGCAGUUUGUUUUGGUUGUGUUUCAGAUUAUGUUGUGCCCAAUAGAAAUUAAUGGUAAAUAAGGUAUUGUCUAAUUCUGGAGUCACUUUUAUUGUAAAUAAGAAUAAAAUAUGUUUCUGAACACUUCUACAUUAAUGUGGAUGUUACCAUGACUACGGAUAAUCAUGAAUGAAUCAUGAAUAAUGAUGAGUAAGAAAGUUACAGAAAAUCACGCCCCCAAAACAUGCUAAACCUCUCACCAUUACAAUAGGUUAGCAUUGUGGGGGGUUAUGAUAUUUGUGUGUCUGUAAAUUUCUAUUCAUGAUUCAUUCAUGAUUAUUCGUAAUCAUGGUAACAUCCACGUUAAUGUAGAAGUGUUCAGAAACAUAUUAAAUACGCAGGGGGUGUCACGAUCGCCAAUAAAGUAGGACCAAAGCGCAGCGUUGGGAGUGAACAUGAUGACUUUAAUGUUUGAAAACGACAAAACAAAUCACGAUCCGUAACGUCCUCAGUACACCGACUGAACAUAGAACAAAAACCCACAACUAACACAAGAAAACCUACAUCUUAAAUAUGGCUCCCAAUCAGAGAUAACGAGCCGACAGCUGACACUCGUUACCUCCGAUUGGGAGUCAUUGAAUACAAACAAGGAAACACAACCACAACCUAGAAAUAGACACAACAGAACUCCCCACCUAGAAAUAAACGUGCCAGACAUGCAACCAUAAAACAUCACCCAAAACCCAACAAAACAACAUACACCCUGGCUCAAAUACACAAGUCCUGGAGCCAGAGUGUGACAGGGGGGUGUAUAAUACAUGGUGUUAUCUAUAGACAGGCCACAAGUGAACCUACCUCUGUUUCUCUCUCUCUCUCUCUCUCUCUCUCUCUCCCCCCCCCCCCCCCCCCCCCCCCCCCCCCCCCCCCCCCCCCCCCCCCCCCCAUCUCUCUCUCUCUCUCCCUUCCCUCUCUCUCUCAGGGAGGAGGAGGAGAGGAUGGGGGAUCAGGGCCAGCAGGAUCAGAUGGUUCCAGAGGUCCAGCUGGAACCAUGGGUGUAGUUGGACCAAAAGGCUUUACUGUGAGUAACCAGCACUUUAUGGUGAUUGUGUGUGUGUGUUCCUUUCCACAAUAUACAGUAGAAUCAGCUCCAUUAAACCCAUCACUUUUAGAAUGAUGAGUGAAAUACUGUAGCUGUUCAAUGCAUCUACCAUGGACCAUACAAUGUCAGGAGAGACACUUGAAUGCCACUUAUGUGAUAUAAGAAGGGGGAAACAUUGACAUGUUAUUGAUUGUUGAUCAUUGUUAAUUUGUCCUCACAGGGAGACCCUGGUAAGACAGGAGAAGUGGGGACCCCAGGUGUUGCAGGACAGAGGGUCAGUACAAUACACUCAUCAGGGGUUCAAAUACGAUUUUGUAGGUGGCGGAACUGCCUCAAACUGGUCCAUUUCAUAAUAGAAACUGGGUGGUUCGAGCCCUGAAUGCUGAUUGUAUACCACGGGUAUGACAAAACAUUUAUUUUUACUGCUCUAAUUAUGUUGGUAACCAGUUUAUAAUAGCAAUAAGGCACCUUGGGGUUUGUGGUAUAUGGCCAAUAUACCACGGCUAAGGGCUGUAUCCAGGCACUCCACCUUGCGUCGUGCUUAAGCACAGCCCUUAGCUGUGGUAUAUUGGCCUUAUUGCUUAAAUAAAUCAUUUUCAGUUUCCAUUCUAUGCUCUUUCCCAUUGUAAACUGGUAGAAAUCUACUGUAGUACCUCACUGUCCACACUGACCUCUGAGGACUUUCUCUUACAGGGGGCUAAUGGGAAAGCUGGAGAGAUGGGUGCUGGUGGUACUGCUGGUCCAGCAGUAAGUAUCUGAUUAAUAUGUUUCAAUUGAACGAUACAUACCAACACAGUUUAAACAUUAAAUACUGUAUGGGGUUAUGGCAAGCGUAAGCCGUUGCUGGUUUUCCCAUCCAUGCUUGACUUUUUUUUAGGGAGUUGCGGGGAAGAGAGGAGAGCAAGGACCUCCUGGUAUGAAUGGCUUCCAGGUAUGCUGUUUCACUUGGUAUUUAUUGACCUUGUAUUUACUAGAAUAGAGACGAGUCAUAGUACUAAACAAUAAAGGGUAAAUGAGAACUAUAAUGGUGUGAUGUAUUUCAGGGUCUACCUGGAUCUGCUGGUCCCCCUGGAGAGUCUGGGAAACCAGGUGUUGAGGUACGGUAUGACAUCACGCCCCACUGUGACAGACAACAGCCUCUAUUUACAGUUGAUUUAUUUACAGCUUAUUUAUGUUACAUUUCAACAAUAGAUUAUUUCUAUAGAUAAUGAACUGAAUUUUGUUAUAUUGAUAGACACAUUUUAGUAGACGCUCUUAUCCAAAGCGACUUACAGUAGUGAGUGCAUACAUUUUCAUACUAGUCCCCCGUGGGAAUCGAACCCACAACCCUGGCGUUGCAACCGCCAUGCUCUACCAACUGAGCUACAUGACUGGGUAUGUGUGCCUUUGCCUGCAAUGGACAAACAAAGGAACACAUAUUAACCAAUCAUGCGUCUGCCAGCAUAAGGAAACACAUUCCGUUCAUUAUCUACAGUAAGAAUCUAGAGAUGUAACAUGUUUUCCAUUGUUUUUGAGUUGAGCUAUAGCUAUACAAUGCUACUAUCAGGUUCAUCAACGUUUCACUGUUAUUUAAUGCUGCAUUUACACAAGAAGCCCAAUUCUGAUCUUUUACCUUAUUAUUGACAGCAGGUUGGCAUUUAUUGGGAUGACUAAUGUUCUGGAGGCAGCUCUGCACGGUAGUCACUAGCUGGCACAGCCACAAAGUCAUAAAAUAUUAUUUUAAACCUAACCUUAACCACAAUGCUAACCCUUUGCCUAAACCUAACCUUAAAUUAAGACCAUAUUUUUGUUUUCAUGAAUUUUUACGAUAUUGACAAUUUUGACUUUCGAUCUGGCCCUUAAACGUCAACCUGCUUAUUGGCAAAAUAGCUGAUCUGGUUGGUCAAAAGAUCAAUUAGUGAAAAAAGAUCAGAAUUAGGCUUCCUGCGUAAACAAGUUCAAGUUUAUUUGUGGUAUGCACACGAUACACAUGGUAUACACAGUCCAACGAAAUGCUUACUUGCAGGUUCCCUCUCGACAAUCAGACAACAAUAAGAAAUAGUCAAAGAUAAGAAUACGAACAUAACAAGGAAAUUAGCUCAGUAGAAUAGAAUAAAUGUAGCAUAAGUAUAAAUACAGGAAGUGUGUCAGGGAAGGGGAUUGGAGAGCAAGGAAGGGGGAGGACGGGAUUGAAACAGCCUGUCUGUUGUGUUGAUUGAAUGUUUUUGGUUUUGUCAUUCCCAGGGUAUCGCUGGAGAGGGAGGGGCUGCUGGUUUCACAGGGCCAAGGGUAAGCCAUUUUAAUAGCUGCUUUAUCUAUUCACUUGAUGCCCAUUUGAAUACAACCCGCAAUUGUCACGCCUCCUCCCGUCGCUCCCCUCCGGCGCUCUGAUUCGCCGGUCUACUGAGCCACCGGUCUGAGCGCACCACCUCGGCAACACUGGAAUGGAAACCCAACGCACCCUAAUCACCUCCAGCGCACCUGCACCUCAUCAUCUCAUCACCACCCCUAUUUAGCCCUGGACUGUUCUGGAUGAUGUUGUGUGUGAUUGUUUAGCUUCGUGUCGUUUACUCUAUUCUUUGUUAUUUCUCUUGCGCAUUGUUUAGGUAAACCUUGACCUUGUUAAUUCCUGCGUCUGCGUCCUGCCUCUUCGUAUACUCAGUACUCUUCACAGCAAUAGGGGGAAAGUAACCCUGCCCCUCUGCAGAGAAAAUGUAUCUUCCAACUGAAAUCAAAAUCAUAUUUCUAAUUUUUCAAUACAGAAAUACAAUUACCUAAUACAUAAUGGAAACCUAUUGUGUGGCAAAAUGUAGUUUUUUUUCCAAUGCAGUUUUGUUUCGUUCAGUCCUAUUCUUCACUAGUAAAAUAAGGUUUAUAACUAGGGCACUGUGUUUUUGUUAAUCAUGUCACAUGACCUAGAUUUUAAUCUUUAUAUAAAGCUUUUUCAUCAAACUGUCCCAUUUUUUUUAUGUCAGCACCAUCCUCUGACAAUUGCUUUCAUUUUUGGUCUAAUUCUCAUUUCUGGAAAAGGCUUCAAAUCCAGGUCAUGUGACAUGAUAACCAAAACGCGAGGCCCUGUUUAUAACAUACAGCUGUAAAGAAGUUGUUGGUAGCUGACCAGUGGGUGAUUGUAUGAUUGUAUCGUAGGGUGAGCGUGGCACCCCAGGAGAGAGAGGUGAAGUGGGAACUAACGGACUACUGGGGCCUAAAGGUAUUUCAGGGGGACCAGGACCAGAGGGACCAAAGGUAAGUACUACAUCACAAAGGUUAACUUUAAAAUGUGUAUGUAUUUAUUUAUUCAUUCAUUCAUUUAACCAGGUUGUCAAAAGAUAUAUCUUUCACGAGGGAGGCCUAAUGCAGAUUAACAAUGUAAUGAUAACCUCAAAUAUCCAUGGUAUUUCCCACAAACAUAUGAUAUGAGAGUUGUUUUUGUGUGUGUUCUUCCCCCCCCAGGGUGGGUCUGGGACUAAAGGAACAGUUGGGGACAUAGGAGCCUUAGGCCUGCAGGGGAUGCCAGGGGAGAGGGGUAUACCUGGUUCUCCUGGUCCUAAAGGAGAUGUGGUAAGUAUCUGUGUUGGAGGGGAAAAUAUCAACCAGAACUUGGUUAAAUCCACAAAGUAACUCCAGAGUCCAAGACACUAGAAGAAACUGCAAGUUGUAACCCUUCAGAGUGUUGUAUUCCAUACUAUAGCUGGGUGGGUGAGAGUUCAUUCUGCAGUCCUGUUCUGCUGACCCCUCUUCUCUCCUCAGGGUUCAGUUGGUGAGAAAGGAGCUGAGGGUACUGCUGGAAACGACGGGCCCAGGGUGAGAGUCACCUUACACAUACAUAUCUACACAUAUCUUUAUGAGUCACCUAAAUGGAUUACAUCAAUGGAUUUAAGCCAAAAUAACAUCUUAAAAUGUCACUCACUCACAACAACAUUUUGUUACAUUAAAGAUGAAUGAUAUAAUGUCCAAAUGUAGUGACGUCAUCAUAACCAAUUUUACGCCCUGGGUUGAGUGUAGGCAGCUUUUGAUGCACACUAGUUUCAUUGGUUUCACAACCAUAGUAAGUUGUUCACAGCAAGUUGUCAUAUAUUUGAAGUCCUGUUUGUUUUUCAUUUGAAGGGACUUCCUGGUCCAGUUGGACCAACAGGAGGCAUUGGGCUCAAUGGUAAUAAGGUAAAGCGAUCAUCGCUCAAAUUUAUUCAUAAAGCCCUUUUUACAUCAUCACUUGUCACAAACUGCUUUUAUAGUAACCCGGCCUAGACCCCAAAGGAGCAUCCACUAUACACUCAACAACAGCACUUAGACAGACAGACUAGUUGAACAUACACUGUAGCUGAGAACACUUAUCCAUAUUAAGGCCUCAGUGCAUACCACAGAUACCCAGACAAUAUAUUAUAUUUGUUUGUUUUAGGGAGAGGCCGGCCCUAAAGGGCCCCCUGGACGUCGAGGAGCGAGAGCAGUCACCGUAAGUACUGUGAUUAGUUUUGUAAAAAUUAUUGACGCACGAGAAAUACUGUAAAUUGUCUUGUGUACAAUUGUCCCACAGUAAAAAAAGACAAUUGCAACAUACUGUUAAUAGUUCUCAUAUACCUCUGUAUUGACCUCUGACCCUCCAUAUGUUUUAGGGGGCUUCUGGAGAGCCUGGUCCAAUCGGUGCAGUAGGAUUCCCUGGGCCUCCUGUGAGUGGCUUUCAAACAAUGUUAAAGGGCCUGUCAUGCCAAAUAGUAUCCGCUAUGACAGGCCCCGCCCUGUUGUAUGGUGUCCCUUGAUGUUGUGCUAAUUUGUCAACCUUGGCUUGGUGUUGUUACAGGCGUUGUCUGAACAGAUUAUGCUGCAAACAUCCUCCUGUAUAAUGUAGAAUUAACCUUUCAGUUCUGAGCGAAAAUGUCGUCUUGAGGCUAAUGGGCCGAAUCCGAAUCCUAACUUUGAUGUCAUUGGGAAACUUCUGUGAACAUUUCAGUAAUGGUCAAAGUUAAUAACCAUUUCCAUAUAACCACAUAGUAACCGUAUCCAUGGUGAGGCUUGGAAGUCGUUUUGCAUGGUGAUUCAUUUGCCCAGUAAUCGUGGUUAUUAUGUCCGACUCUUCGCAGGGUCCCGAUGGGCAACCCGGGGUCAAAGGUGAACCAGGAGAGGGGGGUCAGAAGGGUGAGGCUGGAGCACAGGGACCCCAAGGAACAGCUGGUAAACUUGGUUCACAGGGUCCUGUUGGUGUGACUGGACUAAAGGGGGCCAGAGGAACACAGGGGGCCGCGGUGAGUGAGUCGUACUGAGGGUUACGUAUAACGGUUGGAGCACUUUACCAUGGUAUUUACUGUAGAAAUAGACCUGGUCAUGGUUACUCAGCACAGAGUAUGAAUGCUUUCCUAGGGAAUUCACUGAAUUUGUAGUAUGUUGAUAUUUUCUGAUAAGAAUUUCCUCUGUCAUUUUCAGGGUGGGUCUGGUUUCCCAGGUUUCCCAGGGGGAGUUGGUCCAGCUGGCUCCGCUGUGAGUUAAUCCAACUAUCAACCAAUCAAAUCAAUUUAUACCUAUGAGAUCACCAAUAAAUGAUUUCAUAAAUCAUAGAACAAUAUAGUAAAAUAUGUUAUUUUAUUCACGUUGUCUCUCCACUCUUCCAGGGUGCGGUAGGGGCGCCUGGAGACAUUGGUACCCCAGGGAAGGCAGGUACUCCUGGACUUAGAGGUGAGAAUGGAGGCCCUGGGCGUGUAGGAGAGAGAGGGGCCCCGGGCCCAGCUGGUGCCCCGGGAGACAAGGGAGAGCCUGGAGAAGAUGGACCAGGGGUAAAUAUGAGAGAGUUACAGAAGUAAUCGUUUUACCUUUAUUGCUUCAUCUUUUGUUUACAUCUAAAGUGGUUUACAGAGCGAGACGUCUCUGCCAUCCUCCAUUACUCUAUACUUAUUUUGCUAUAUAGCAAAUAUCUGAAGUUACCAUUGGCCAAUGGGAUGGAUCCACCUGUUAAAAGGUCUUUGUUUCUGACAGGGCCCUGAUGGGCCGGCGGGACCACCAGGCAUCUCAGGACAGAGAGGUGUUGUGGGCAUACCUGGAGUCAGAGGAGAGAGCGGGAUGGUUGGGCUCCCCGGUACUGCUGUACGUAUGAGGCCUAGUCGAUGGAACUCAAGUUCACAUUCACCAUUCAUUUCUAUAGCCUUGAGAGCAGUAUCAUUCUACACAGAGCAGAGUGUUUUGAGUCCCAAUCGAAGACUAUACAGUACACGCAUAUACAAUUUCCAUUUGUGUCCUGACCAGUGAUCUCACACUUAUUUUCCCAGGGUGCACCCGGAAAAUCAGGUGCCCCCGGAACUCGGGGAGACAAAGGUGCUGUCGGUGCAGUCGGGUUAGCAGGGGCAACUGGACCGAGAGGAGACCCUGGUCUUGAGGUAUAUCAUUUAACUUCAUUGACCCAUGACUGUUCUUUCUGUGGGUUCAGUGAACCCAUUUCCAUUAAAACCAACUGUGGAUUAAAACUCACAUACACACCUUUCAUUCAUGUGGGAACUAUAAUAGUUCACCUGAAAAGCAGGUCUUUACUGUAACAGAAGGAUACUGUACUAUACAGCACAGGUAAACUUAAUGCAGCAAUCUGUCUUUACAGGGUAAUGCUGGGUCUGAUGGGGUACCUGGCAAGGAUGGACUUAUAGGAGCCAGGGUAAGAUACAACCACAGAUGGACAAGAAACUUUAUGGAAAUGUAUGAUCAAACUAUUUCACCAGAUAAUGUCUGUCUGUCUGUAGGGAGAUAGAGGGAAUCCUGGUGCUGAGGGUCUUGCUGGAACUCCGGGGCUUCAUGGCUCUGUUGGUCCAGUCGGCACCUCUGGUGUCCCUGGAAAGAGAGGAGACAAUGUGAGUAACCUGGACAUUGCCACAAUGCCAUUGCAAAGUGAAUUGCCACACCAACAUUCAGAGCCUUCUAACCCUGAGACAUGACUGUAGACUCUUAUGGAGUUAGAGCUCAUAGGAGUCUACAGUGUUUGAGGUCAAAUCCAGUACAAAAAUAUAUGCACUCACUACUGUAAGUCUCUCUGGAUAAGAGCUUCUGCUAAAUGGCUAAAAUGUAAUGUUUCAGGGUUAAGGGCUGUCAUGCUCUGAGUAGAUGUGGCAAAGUUGGUAGUAGGAACCUAAUUUCAGGUUGCUUCCCUUGACAUUGGUUUUGUGUUUUUCAACACUAGGGUUCCAGAGGGCCUCCAGGACCCCAGGGAGAAUCGGGGAUCCGGGGGAAGCUGGUAAGAACACCUCUAUUACAUUUCCUACGAAGUAGAGUAAACUACUAGUGGUAGUAGUUUGCUUUUUGAUUACUGAAGUACAUAUAAAUUAGUGAUGAGCACUGAUAUGGAAAAUCUCCGUUAACUUUUUUUUACGGAACCAAUAUCGGUAUCAAAACAAUUUGAAUGAAUAACAUUGAAACAGUUGAAUAACAUUGCACUUCCAUGGCUUUGUAAAGUUCAGACAGCUACUUGCUGAUUGCCCAUUGGGCCAGGUGUGUAUGCUCUGUGGGCCUGACAUACCCAACCAGUUUGAAUACAAUGGGAAGCCCGUUCCAAGUUUUAAUGUCACAUGGAAAUGUCUUUCUUGCUAACUCAAAACCCAACAAUGCAAUAAUCAAUAACAAUGUAUUACUAGAAAAAACACACAAGGAAUAAGAAAUAUGAAAUACACUAUAAAGUAAGUAAGCAUACUAUAUACAGGAAAUAUUUAAAAGGUCAGUUCCAAUACCAUAUUUACAUGUGCAGGGAUACUGGAGUGAGGACGGUAGUAGAUAUAUAUAGGUUAUUAGACAAAAGGAUAUAAAUUCAACAGAGUAGCAGCAGCUUGUAUGUGAGUGGGUGUGUAGUGUGGCAGCAGAGAAAAUAAUCUAUGGCUUGGGUGGUUGGAGUCUUUGACGGUGUGAUGGCCCAUCAGCAGACAGGGAAGUUAACUAAAUUGAGAGCCUGUGAGAGGUUUCUUGUGUCUGCAGGAACAGUCUUCUAUGCUCUUUUACAUAAUAAUACUAGAUUAACAGCAAGGAUAAACCGCUAUCACGAUAUGCCUUGCUCAUAUUGAUAUCGAACUAUAUCGAUAGCAUAUUGAAUUAUCGAUAUUGGUGCCCACCACUAAGAUGAACCUAUGCUACUGAAACAGUAACCUGUAUCUAUUGACAUAGACCAGUAAGCCCACAUUGCAUUCGUCUCAAAUGAAUGUUAUGGAGAAGUUAGAUAUUCAUCUGGAUAAAUCUGCUCACAGUAAUUUACAGCAAAUGUUAAUGUAUUUUUUUUUAAUCCUAGGGGCCUCAAGGGCCACAGGGAGACAGGGGAGCCAAAGGAGACCAAGGAGAAAGGGGGCAGAAAGGACACAGAGGCUUCACUGGAUUGCAAGGCUUACCUGGGACAACAGUAAGGGAAAAAACGGCCCAAACGCUAUUAAAAGGCAUAAUCUGUCAUUUAAUUUAUGGAAAAUCGUAUUAACCUGGCAAAAUCAAUGAUAUGAUGCUAUGAUUAUUAAUUAUUGUCAGCCAAUAACAGGCUAAUUUAAUGGGCUUCUGUUUGUAGGGACAAUCUGGGAAUGUUGGAGCUCGAGGAAUUGUAGGACCUACUGGACAGAGAGUAGGUGCACUGAAUAAGCUGUUAAUGCCUCAGUAUAAUGGUCCAUUUGUGUGUACUGUUUGUUUCCCUUCAUAAACCCCAUUGUGUUUCUCAUCAGGGCCCCCCUGGUGUAGUUGGCCCCGCAGGAGGUGAUGGACAAAUCGGGCUGACCGGGCCCAUGGGCUCCCCUGGAUCAAGAGGAAUAAGUGGAGACAUCGGACCUCAGGUGAGACGUUAGAGACUAUUAACCAGUGGUUCUGUUGUCAUUCUGCUGGUUGGAUCCGCUAUGACUUUCAAAUGGAUAUCAGAACAAACCAGGCUUUGGAUGUUGAUAAGUUGAAUUGCUUGUCUGUAAUGCAAAUAAGUCAUAAGUGACACAUUCACAGUGUUUCUAAUGUAAAAGAAGCCAACAAGCAGACAUGGCAUAUCAAAAGGACAGUAACAUACCUGUUUUCUUGACUUCUCGCCUCUUUCCCAGGGGCCUCCUGGAGAUGAUGGUCCACCCGGUCCCCCAGGGACCCCUGGCCCUCCCACUGCUGGGGCUGAUAUGUUCAGCCUUGGCAGCUCCUUUGACUACGACUACGGCGAGGACCAGGAUGGACCACCUCCACCCCCAGAGUUUAACGGGGAUGAAUCAGCCCCCCCUCAACCCCUCUCCAGAGUCCAACUGGGACGACUCCGGCCCCCAUCCCCCUCCAGAGUUCAACGAGGAUGAGGCGCGUCCCAAUAAGGCCUCAACCGUCCUCAGGGCAGACCAGGGCAUCCAGACCACGCUGAAGAGCCUCAGUGGAAACCUGCAGAACAUGAAGUGCCCCGACGGCAGCCAGGCCAACCCCGCCAAAACCUGCCAGGACAUCAAGCAGUGCCACGCCCUUAAAAAGACCGGUGGGUCCACUAUUCACCAACGACUGUGUGUUGUUUUUUUUCUUGUUUUUUAGUUGCUUUUUGUCUUGCCUAUUCUUUAUUCAAGCUUUUGAUUUGCUGCGAUGUGGAAACGUUUUAGUUCACGGCCAAGUGUUGAGUUUCCUGCUCUUCCCCUUCAGCAUAGAACUGUGUGUUAGUUUGGGUGUUAUAGAUGAAUGAAUGGAUGGAUACACUUGAUUUGUGAUCUUAACUUUAUUGACAAGUGGGGUCAGUGUGUCUAGUAGUCUAGUAGAUGAUGAGGUAGCUGAAGAGAUACUAAGCUGAUGUGUAUCUAUGUUCUGAUACUUGGUCUUUCCAUGUCCAGGAGACUACUGGCUGGACCCCAACCAGGGAAGUACCAAGGAUGUUAUCAAGGUGUUCUGCAACAUGGAGACUGGUGAGACCUGCAUCUCAGCCCACCCUGUCUCAGCCAGCAUCCCUCGCAAAACAUGGUGGACCAAAUCUACUCCCACUGCCAGCAAACCUGUCUGGUUUGGAGCAAACAUGAAUGGAGGAACUAAAGUGAGUAUAUAAAAUAUACCCAAUGUCUAUUCAAUGAACGCAAGUAGUAUAUAGAUGAUAGCUUUACAUUGUGGAAACCUCUAAAGCGGCCAACUGCUUCUAUGAAUACACUAGCUACCAUACUGUAUAAUACAUUCACCACAAUACUGCUUUAAAAACAUACAUCCUCUGCUGCCUUGAUUAUAUAGCAAUGGAAUACCUGGAGCUGUUUGUGAAAAACCGUUACACCUCCAGGUGUAUUUUUCUAACAUUUAUGUAAAAACUGAAAUGUUGAUGAAUGUAUACUAGUGUCCCUGUUAAAUACUUUUGUUCAAUAAACAUUUGAUUCCAGUUUAGCUACGGCAACAAGGAGGAGUUGCCCAACGCCGUAACCAUUCAGAUUAGGCUAAUCCGCCUGCUGUCUAAGGAGGGUGUCCAGAAUGUCACCUACCACUGCAGGAACAGCGUGGCCGUGAAUGACGGAGCCACAGGCAACAUGAAGAAGGCUCUGGUCCUCAAGGGCUCCAACGGACAGGAGGUCAAGGCUCAGGGCAACGCCCGCCUCAGAUACACUGUCCUGGAGGACGGCUGCUCCGUAAGUCACCUAACUACCAGCCUACCUACCUAUACUUACCUAUACCUACUUCUACCUACAGUAUACCUACCUACCUACCUACCUACCUGCCUAUACCUACAGUAUACCUACUAUACCUGCCUACCUACCUACCUAUACCUACUUCUACCUACAGUAUACCUUGCGAAGGUUUUCACCCCCCUUGGCAUUUUUCCUAUUUUGUUGCCUUACAACCUGGAAUUAAAAUAGAUUUUUGGGGGGUUUGUAUCAUUUGAUUUACACAACAUGCCUACCACUUUGAAGAUGCAAAAUAUUUUUUAUUGUGAAACCAACAAGAAAUAAGACAAAAAAAAACAGAAAGCUUGAGCGUGCAUAAUUAUUCACCGACCCAAAGUCAAUACAUCGUAGAGCCACCUUUUGCAGCAAUUACAGCUGCAAGUAUCUUGGGGUAUGUCUCUAUAAGCUUGGCACAUCUAGCCACUGGGAUUUUUGCCCAUUCUUCAAGGCAAAACUGCUCCAGCUCCUUCAAGUUGGAUGGGUUCCGCUGGUGUACAGCAAUCUUUAAGUCAUACCACAGAUUCGCAAUUGGAUUGAGGUCUGGGCUUUGACUAGGCCAUUCCAAGACAUUUAAAUGUUUCCCCUUAAACCACUCGAGUGUUGCUUUAUCAGUAUGCUUAGGGUCAUUGUCCUGCUGAAAGGUGAACCUCCGUCCCAGUCUCAAAUCUCUGGAAGACUGAAACAGAUUUCCCUCAAGAAUUUCCCUGUAUUUAGUGCCAUCCAUCAUUCCUUAAAUUCUGACCAGUUUCUCAGUCCCUGCCUAUGAAAAACAUCCCCACAGCUGAUGCUGCCACCACCAUGCUUCACUGUGGGGAUGGUGUUCUCGGGGUGAUGAGAGGCGUUGGGUUUGCACCAGACAUAGCGUUUUCCUUGAAUGCAACUCUGCCUAGAAGGUCAUCAUCCCAGAGUCGCCUCUUCGCUGUUGACGUUGAGACUGGUGUUUUGCGGGUACUAUUUAAUGAAGCUGCCAUUUGAGGACCCGUGAGGCGUCUGUUUCUCUAGACACUCUAAUGUAUUUGUCCUCUUGCUCAAUUGUGCACCGGGGCCUCCCACUCCUCUUUCUAUUCUGGUUAGAGCCAGAAGUUUUCAGCUGUGCUAACAUAAUUGCAAAAUGGUUUUCUAAUGAUCAAUUAGCCUUUUAAAAUGAUAAACUUGGAUUAGCAAACACAACCUGCCAUUGGAACACAGGACUGAUGGUUGCUGAUAAUGGGCUUCUGUACACCUAUGUAGCUAUUCUAUAAAAAAAUCAGCCGUUUCCAGCUACAAUAGCCAUUUACAACAUUAACAAUGUCUACACUGUAUUUCAGAUCAAUUUGAUGUUAUUUUAAUGGACAAAAAAUGUGCUUUUCUUUCGAAAAACAAGGACAUUUCUAAGUGACCCCAAACAUUUGAAUGGUUAUAUAUACAGUGGGGAGAACAAGUAUUUGAUACACUGCCGAUUUUGCAGGUUUUCCUACUUACAAAGCAUGUAGACGUCUGUAAUUUUUAUCAUAGGUACACUUCAACUGUGAGAGACGGAAUCUAAAACAAAAAUCCAGAAAAUCACAUUGUAUGAUUUUUAAGGAAUUAAUUUGCAUUUUAUUGCAUGACAUAAGUAUUUGAUCACCUACCAACCAGUAAGAAUUCCGGCUCUCACAGACCUGUUCGUUUUUCUUUAAGAAGCCCUCCUGUUCUCCACUCAUUACCUGUAUUAACUGCACCUGUUUGAACUCGUUACCUGUAUAAAAGACACCUGUCCACACACUCAAUCAAACAGACUCCAACCUCUCCACAAUGGCCAAGACCAGAGAGCUGUGUAAGGACAUCAGGGAUAAAAUUGUAGACCUGCACAAGGCUGGGAUGGGCUACAGGACAAUAGGCAAGCAGCUUGGUGAGAAGGCAACAACUGUUGGCGCAAUUAUUAGAAAAUGUAAGAAGUUCAAGAUGACGGUCAAUCACCCUCGGUCUGGGGCUCCAUGCAAGAUCUCACCUCGUGGGGCAUCAAUGAUCAUGAGGAAGGUGAGGGAUCAGCCCAGAACUACACGGCAGGACCUGGUCAAUGACCUGAAGAGAGCUGGGACCACAGUCUCAAAGAAAACCAUUAGUAACACACUACGCCGUCAUGGAUUAAAAUCCUGCAGCGCACGCAAGGUCCCCCUGCUCAAGCCAGCGCAUGUCCUGGCCCGUCUGAAGUUUGCCAAUGACCAUCUGGAUGAUCCAGAGGAGGAAUGGGAGAAGGUCAUGUGGUCUGAUGAGACAAAAAUAGCUUUUUGGUCUAAACUCCACUCGCCGUGUUUGGAGGAAGAAGAAGGAUGAGUACAACCCCAAGAACACCAUCCCAACCGUGAAGCAUGGAGGUGGAAACAUCAUUCUUUGGGGAUGCUUUUCUGCAAAGGGGACAGGACGACUGCACCGUAUUGAGGGGAGGAUGGAUGGGGCCAUGUAUCGCGAGAUGUUGAGUAAGAGCAUUGAAGAUGGGUCGUGGCUGGGCCUUCCAGCAUGACAACGACCCGAAACACACAGCCAGGGCAACUAAGGAGUGGCUCCGUAAGAAGCAUCUCAAGGUCCUGGAGUGGCCUAGCCAGUCUCCAGACCUGAACCCAAUAGAAAAUCUUUGGAGGGAGCUGAAAGUCCGUAUUGCCCAGCGACAGGUCUGUAUGGAGGAGUGGGCCAAAAUCCCUGCUGCAGUGUGUGCAAUCCUGGUCAAGACCUACAGGAAACGUAUGAUCUCUGUAAUUGCAAACAAAGGUUUCUGUACCAAAUAUUAAGUUCUGCUUCUCUGAUGUAUCAAAUACUUAAGUCAUGCAAUAAAAUGCAAAUUAAUUACUUUAAAAUUAUACAAUGUGAUUUUCUGGAUAUUUGUUUUAGAUUCCAUCUCUCACAGUUGAAGUGUAACUAUGAUAAAAAUUACAGACCUCUACAUGCUUUGUAAGUAGGAAAACCUGCAAAAUCGGCAGUGUAUUGUAGUGUAUCUUGUCGCUUCUGGUGCUCAUUGCUGUCAAACAAAGGAGUCCGCUCAUACUGAACCUUUGAUCAUAAGUUUUAUUCAUAUCACAAGAUUUCAGCAUAAGUGACGGAUGUCAUGACACCCGGAGAACGGCGUCCCAGAUUGCAAUGGCCGCUCUAACCUCUUGUCGUUUUUACCCAGUAUAUAUAAUCUUCCCAAGAUAGGGGUGGCUCCCUCUACUGUCCAAUCCCCUGUCUACAACACACAGACUUCUCUGUCCUAUCCGGGGUGUCACAUUAAAACCAUUCCCUCUGACACUAAAAUAAACCUCCUUUCAGUUCCACUUAAAAACAUUAACAAAGACAUAAUCCUAAUACACUACAGUAUCAAAUACUUGUUCUCCCCACUGUGUGUGUGUGUGUGUAUAUGUAUAGAUAGAUAGAUAUGGCCAAAGGUAUGUGGACACCUGAACAUCUCAUUCCAAAAUCUAAUAUGUUGGGCGCUGAUGUUGGGCGAUUAGGCCUGGCUCGCAGUCAAUGUUCUAAUUCAUCCCAAAGGUGUUAGAUGGGGUUGAGGUCAGGGCUCUGUGCAGGCCAGUCAAGUUGUUCCACACCGAUCUCGACAAACCAUUUCUGUAUGGACCUCGCUUUGUGCACGGGUGCAUUGUCAUGCUGAAACAGGAAAGGGCCUUCCCCAAACUGUUGCCACAACGUUGGAGGCACAGAAUCGUCUAGAAUGUCAGUGUAUGCUGUAGUGUUAAGAGUACCCUUCACUGGAACUAAGGGGCCUAGCCCAAACCAAAGAAAACAGCCCCAGACCAUUAUUCCUCCUGCACCCAACUUUACAGUUGGCACUAUGCAUUGGGGCAGGUACCGCUCUCCUGGCAUCCGCCAAACCCAGAUUUGUCCAUCGGACUGCCAGAUGGUGAUGCGUGAUUCAUCACUCCAGAGAACGCGUUUCCACUGCUCCAGAGUCCAAUGGUGGCGAGCUUUAUACCACUCCAGCCGAUGCUUGGCAUUGCGCAUUGUUAUCUUAGGCUUGUAUGCGGCUGCUCGUCCAUGGAAACCCAUUUCAUGAAGCUGCCGACGAACAGAUCUUGUGCUGACAUUGCUUCCAGAGGCAAUUUGAGUGUUGAGUGUUGGAAUCGAGGACAGACGAUUUUUACGCGCUACGCUCUUCAGCACUUGGCGGUCCCGUUCUGUGAGCUUGUUUGGCCUACCACUUCAUGGCUGAGCUGUUGUUGCACCUAGACGUUUCAGCUUCACAAUAACAGCACUUAAAGUUGACCAGGGGAGCUCUAGCAGGGCAGAAAUUUGACGAAAUGACUUGUUGGAAAGGUGGUGCAACGUUGAAAGUCACUGAGCUCUUCAAGUAAGGCCUUUCUACUGCCAAUGCUGGUCUAUGGAGAUUGCAUGGCUGUGUGCCCGAUGUUAUAUACCUGUCAGCAACGUGUGUGGCUGUAAUAGCCGAAUCCACAAAUUUGAAGGGGUGUCCACAUACUUUUGUAUAUAUAGUGUACCUACCUACUAUGGCUGUUUCGGUGACCGUAAUACUGCCACACCGGCAGUCAUGAGAUAUGACAGCAGUAAAAUUCAGCGUGACUGUUGAGUCAUGGUAAUCUCCUCUUAUGCACUCUGGACAUGGAUUAGUAGUUCCCAACUCGCUAACGAUCAUCAGGUCACUAAUGGCCUGGUACUCAGGGUCUAUUGUCCCUCUAACCACUCUGACAUCAAUGCAAAUGCAAUCGAAAAUCACAUCAACACUAACGGUGAUUGAAAAAAAUUUAAUGACCGCCACAGCCCUACUACCCAUCUAUACCUACCUGCCUGCCUGCCCGCCCGCCCAACCAACCAACCAACCAACCAUCUACCUACAUAAGUUGUUGAAUGUUUGAAUCAGGUGUGCCAAAGUUGGUCUGGGAAGUGGGAACAAAAGUAUUUUAGUAUUGAAUAUUUUAUUAUGAUCCACAUUAGCUAGUACUAAAGCAGCAGCUACUCUACCUGGGGUCCACACAACACAUAAAUCAGAACAUAAUACAGAACAACAAGUACAUCACAAGGACAGAACUACAUACAUUUAAAAUAAGUAGACAAGCGUUCAUACAUUUAUGACUUCAUAGUCAUGUAACUGUGGUUCUGUCCUAUUAUUUACUUGUUUACGUUGUAUAGGACAAUGAGUUGAAUUCAGAAGUAUAGAUAUGUCUUCUUAUCCUCCUGUGUCCACAGAUAUCGAAUGGAGACUGGGGCAAGACUGUGAUUGAGUACAGGACUCAGACGCCAGCCAGACUACCUAUCGUAGACUUGGCCCCCAUGGACAUUGGCAAGGAGGAUCAGGAAUUUGGCCUGGACAUCGGACCUGUGUGUUUCUCCUAAACCCAACACACAUGGAUGGAUUGAUUUCUUUAACCCUUUGAGGAGUGCAUUUUUUAGAACGCCAUCCUCAGUUCUCAGUUUAAAGAGGCAAUCUGGAUUUCAAACAUUCUUCAAGAAUCAAUGGCUAUAUAUCAUUCAUUUAAAAUAUUGCCCCUUUAAGAAUUAGGUUUCAGUUCAAUAACUAAUAAUGAUUAGACCCACCUGUUGUAUAAUGAACAACAACCCCUUGUGAUGUCAUCAAUUAGAAUCGGUUAGAAUGUUGUCGUCCAUUCUCCUCCAAAGGGUUAAUUAUUCCCAAGACUCUUGGACUACCUGCUGAAGCAAUCAGCGUUGUACAUAAAGGCCGGGCGGAGAAACAUGUCCUGCCUGCUACUAAAUUAUUUAUUGCAUUUUUCCAAGAUACAACUAAAUUUGUUAGUGCAAUGGUACUGGUAGCAAUUAUUAUUGAGGAAUGCAGGUGAAUUGUAUUAGAAGGUAAUUGUGACAUAAUGGAGUUUCAGGUCCUGAAGGUUUAAGCUUGUUGAAAACGUGACAAUUUAUGGAACUUAAGUUAUGAGUGUCAGUGUUGUAUGACGUUCCAUCAUACAGUUUCUCAGUGAAUGCCACUAAAUAGAUAUACUUUCACUUGAUGUUGAGACAAAACAACAACAAUUGUAUUCCUUUUUCAGAUGUAAAUGAAACAUAAGAAUGUAAAUUGCCCUUCACACGUUUAUUAUUCCUGUUUAUUGUUGAUAUUUUCUUCUUUCGACUGAUGGUGUUACACCCAAUAAAAUGAAUCUCAUGCCCUUUUCAGUCAAUCUGGUUUAAGCUUCAGGUCAGGAUGAAUAAAACAAAUACCUUCCUAUUCAAUAACAGCGUUUGAAUUAUGCAGGGGCACAACUUUGGUUUUAGAAGUGGG